This is a messenger RNA of Fusarium venenatum, 1119 nucleotides long. RefSeq lists its product as uncharacterized. NCBI's taxonomy places the organism in Eukaryota, Fungi, Ascomycota, Sordariomycetes, Hypocreales, Nectriaceae. The record is from RefSeq and is a predicted model, not a curated record.
AUGUCUGGCCAAACUCCCGCCUGGAAGAAAUUGGGCUUGAAGCUCAAGCAACCUUCUGAUGCGCCUGAACCCAGCUUUGGGCACCCAACUGGCAGCUCAAGCACACCCAUAAAGAGGAAGUUCGACGCCCCGCCACCUUCCAGUUCUUCUCAGGAUGCCAAGCGACGAAAGUCUGUAUCCUUUGCUGAUGCGCCAUCCAACAACAACUAUCCCAAAUUCUCCAGGACACCAGCAAAGGUCGUCAAGCAGAGCAAGUCUAAGAGCAAAGGACCCGCAAAGAAGCCUAAGCCACAGGUCUCCGCUGACCUCAAGCCUGCACUCGAAUACUUGAGUCUCUGGAAGAGUUCUCGCGACAGCUGGAAGUUCAACAAAAACCAUCAGUCAAACCUUAUCAAGCACGUUUUCGAUGCCGAUGGAAUUCCUGCUUCUGACAUUGAAACCUUUUAUGACUACAUCCAAGACCUGAAGGGUUUCGUGAGAAUGCGCCUUCGAGAGAGUGCUUAUGAGGUCAGGGAUCAGGAUCAAUCCGAUGGCGCAAAGGCAUUCCCUGAAGGAACCAAGGAUUUGGAGGCUACUCAGCAACGAUACGAAGAGGUCCUUGCCAAGUACCUGAGCCAGCCUGUGGGGUCUAAGAGGAAGGGUUUUACUGAGGUAGACUACCUCUCAGACUCAGAAGAGGACGAGAUCAUUGUCCAACGACUUGUCAAGCGCAUGAGAGCUGAGCUUGUCAUUGACGAGUUGUCUGAUGGCAAUGAAACAGAGGCCACCACCACAUCAUCGCAGACAUUUACCUCUACCGACAGCAAUGCCACAGCCACUAAGAACACCGAGAAGAGUGUGAAGCCUGCUGAUGGCAUGCCUGCAAAGCGUCGAAGAAAGCUCCGCGUGAACGUGGAAGAGAGCGACUCCAGCAGUUCUGAGUCUGAGUCUGACUCAGAUGACGAUGACACCAGCAGCAGCGGAAGCUCAUCUUCAGAAGACGAGUCAGAGAAGAAAACACCCGCAACUGCGCGGUCUUACCGAAAACCUGGCGAGGAAGAUUCAAGCGAUUCUUCGUCUUCUUCAGACGACGCUAGCUCGGAUGACGACUCAAGCGACAACGAUUCAGACUCUGAAUGA